AUGCCUGAUCUCAAGGACCCAGUGACCGACCAAGUCUGCAGUGCCCCCCAAGACAAGCAACUCGACGACGAGGAGAUUCACGAGCUAAUCUCCGGUAUCCCUCGCGGAAAGGCCGAAGGACCGGACGGCAUUGCUGGGGAGGCUCUCAAGAUGCUGCAUGUUUCAAGAGAUAAGAAAGAAACCGAGAGUGAGCAGGAAAGCAUCAUCGCCCCGAUUCUUGAACACAUCAUCAACGCUUGUUUUCGCUUAUCGCAUCAUCCAGCGCAGUUCAAACGAUCCAGGACUGUCAUAGUCGAAAAGGCGGACAAGCCAACGUACGAAACACCCAAGAGCUGGCGUCCUCUCGCCUUGUUAUCUUGCAUGGGCAAGGUUGUAGAGAAGGCCAUGUCGAAUCGCUUGACGACACUCUCCCUUGAGCACCGCCUAGUCCCUUACAAUCAGUUUGGAUUUGCACGACGGUCUACGACAAAAGCGCUCGAGUUGAUUCUGAAUCGCGUCUACCGAUGCUGGAACGCCAGCCCGCGCAUGUUUGCAACGCUCAUGACCAUUGACAUGACUGGUGCCUUCGAUCAUGUCGAUCGAGAGAUUCUCCUGAACAUCCUGGUUCGGAAAGGUGUCCCUGACUGGAUGGUUCUGUACAUCUCUUCGUUUCUCUCUGAUCGACGCGUUGCCCUGUCGAUUCCAGGAUACACAUCAGAGGAGUUCUGGGUCAACAUUGGCAUUCCCCAGGGCAGUCCUCUUUCGCCUGUCCUCUUCGCCUUGUUCUCCUCUCUCAUACUGGACGAACUCAACAAGAUCUGGCCGUCGAGUCCAUUCUUCCAAGCCAUGUCGUACGUUGACGACACUUGCAUGGUGGUCACGUCACCCUCCUACGAGGAAAACUGCAGAAUCUUGACAACGGCCUUUACCGACCUGAUUGCCGCUACCGCGCCGCAUGGCAUUGCCUUUGGCCCUUCCAAGACACACAUCAUGCAUUUUCAGAACCCGCACAGGGAGACUCGGGGGGCCAACUCGAGGACUGCCGACGAACCUGAGCCACCCAGAAUCAUACCAUUGGCAGAUCUACCAGACGUCGGUGUGGAAGGGGCAAAGAAGGAGGAGGUGAUCAAGCUUCUUGGGGUUUACUUGGACCAAUCUUUGACAUGGGCCACGCACGUAAAGAAGGUUACCGAGAAGAUGGAAGCCAAGAUGCGCACCAUCUAUCGUAUUUCCGGCUCGACAUGGGGGCCCUCUCUCGCCAGCAUCAGACGCCUGUACACCACAUGUGUCCGCCCGAUCGCCGCAUACGCCGCUCCCGUGUGGUUCCUUUAUCGAGACAACGAACGCAGGGUCCGCUGGCAAAUCAGCGUCAAUCUGGUCACGAAGCUCGACAAGGCACAGGCGGCGUGUCUCCGACAGGUUGCCGGCGCUUACCAGACCACAGCGAACGCGGUCGUCCACCAGGAACUUGAUGUCCCGCCGCUUUCUCUAUUCCUUGAGAAGCUCGGUCAGAAACACCGCACUCGCAAUCUUGACACCCCGGAAUACGGUUCUCUCAAUACCGUGUGGGGAACCGAGAACAUGCCGAAGACCCAGAGCGCGGCGAACAACGUAGCACACCCAUACCGCAUCCUCUACGAAGUCACGGCCGCUUCAAUGCAUUUCGCGGCCCGGAAGCAACUCAUCGAACUCAACGAGGAGCGGGCUGGGAAAAAAGACGAGCGGGGUUUUCCGCUACCGAUGUUACGUUGGCGGAACUUGCUUGACCGACAGCAAGUGCGGAACAAAGUCAUCGACGACAAACUUCAGGAGGCAUGCGCGCGGUACUGGCAGAACUACCUCGACGAUCGCCAAGACCGAAGGGAGGAGCAGACCGACCCAAACUCUCGCAUCGCCAACCACCGUCCUCUCUCCCUCUCGGAAGAAUGGGGCCCGGCCAGCUUGAACUACUAUGCCAAGCUCACGCGUGCUGAGAGCACCAUGUUAUUCCACUGUAGGACCGGUGUCGUGGGACUCAAGUCCUACCUCUUCUCCAUCCAUGUUCGCGACAUCGUCGACGACCUCUGCCCGUGCAAGCAAGGCAAGCACACCGUCGAGCAUGUCUUCAUCCAUUGUCCUGCUUUGUUGGCUGAGCGGACACUGCUCUAUGAGCAAGUCGGUCACCAUGAUUUGAAGAGGUUGCUCACGCGUGAUUCCAAGGCCGCUGCCGCGUGGGCCAUCAGCUACCUAUCCAUUGAACAGUUUGGCUGGUCUGGGAGGCAAACACCCGACAAAAUCUUCCAAAAGAGUAAUGGGGUGUCUGGUGCCUCUGCCUCGACUGGGACGGGGGAGACUGGGACGGGGGAGACUGGGACGGGGGAGACCGGGACGGGGGAGACCGGGGGAGGACAGCCUUUGGUGGAACCGGAGGUCAUGGUUGGCGUGGUCCUCGGGCACGACAAUGCAUUUGUCCACCCAUCGUGA
Colletotrichum scovillei is the source of this 2442-nucleotide messenger RNA. Its product is annotated as zinc knuckle. The transcript is spliced from 4 exons. Bases 1 to 2442 code for a protein of 813 amino acids. NCBI's taxonomy places the organism in Eukaryota, Fungi, Ascomycota, Sordariomycetes, Glomerellales, Glomerellaceae. The record is from RefSeq and is a predicted model, not a curated record.